Pseudocercospora fijiensis CIRAD86 is the source of this 1935-nucleotide messenger RNA. RefSeq lists its product as uncharacterized. Gene Ontology annotation, biological process: UDP-glucose transmembrane transport. NCBI's taxonomy places the organism in Eukaryota, Fungi, Ascomycota, Dothideomycetes, Mycosphaerellales, Mycosphaerellaceae. The coding region runs from base 1 to 1650 and encodes 549 amino acids. The record is from RefSeq and is a predicted model, not a curated record. The transcript has a single exon. Gene Ontology annotation, molecular function: antiporter activity. Gene Ontology annotation, cellular component: endoplasmic reticulum-Golgi intermediate compartment; cis-Golgi network; Golgi apparatus.
AUGGACACACAAAAGUCACAUUCGCGCAGAAGAAGCGGGAGUGCUGCCUUAGCGAACUCGACUUCCGGCGCACCGCCGCACACGCAGGAGGAAGGGAAAUCAGCAUCGGAAUCAGACCAGUCCACAGACAUGGAGAUGUCGUCCAUUCACUCCUCAGACGCAGAGGACCUGACAGAAGACGAAGAGACCGGUCUCACAGAAACAGAGCGCAAGAAGCGGCGGCGGCGGAAGAGACAAGAUGCAGAACCAGCGAAUCGAAUAGCAGGAGACACGAAUCUCCAAGCAGCAGAAGAGAAGGGCAUCGCAAAAGCAACAAUGAUCCGAAGACUGGCGAUCAAUGGACUAUUGAUCGGACUAUGGUACAGCUUUUCGAUAUCCAUUUCCGUCUACAACAAAUGGAUGUUCAGUGCCGACAUGCUGGACUUCCAUUUCCCACUCUUCACGACGAGUUUACACAUGCUCGUGCAAUUCUCUCUGUCAUCAGCAGUCAUAUUCUUCCUUCCGCAAUUCCGACCGGGACGAGAUGGAACGAAAAUCAAAAAGGAUACACACGAAUACCAACGAGUUGGCGACGAAUCACAACAACACCACCAACAACAACAACAGCCACCAGAAGACCCCGCGACCAAGAAACCUUUGAUGACCAAAUCCUUCUACCUAACCCGAAUAACCCCCUGCGGAACCGCCACAGCCCUGGACAUCGGCCUAGGAAACUUCUCGCUGCGGUUCAUAUCCCUAACAUUCUUCACAAUGUGCAAAUCCUCCGUCCUAGCCUUCGUCCUCCUCUUCGCCUUCAUUUUCCGCCUGGAAUCCCCAACCUGGAAACUCUGCGCCGUAAUCCUCUCCAUGACCAUCGGCGUAAUCCUGAUGGUAUCCGGCGAAGCAACCUUCAACGCCCUAGGCUUCAUCCUCGUCAUGACCGCCUCCCUCUGCUCCGGUCUCCGCUGGUCCCUAACCCAAAUCCUCCUCCUCCGAAACCCCGCAACCUCCAACCCAUUCUCCACAAUCUUCUUCCUCACACCAAGCAUGUUCCUCAUCCUCUUCCUCCUGGCACUCCCCAUCGAAGGAGUCCCCGCCGUCCUCACGGGAAUUCGCAACCUAUCCGCAGACCACAACCCUUUCCUCGCAACCCUCAUCCUCCUCUUCCCCGGCUGUCUCGCAUUCCUCAUGGUAUCAGCAGAAUUCGCGCUCCUGAAACGCACGUCCGUCGUCACGCUGUCCGUAUGCGGGAUUUUUAAAGAAGUCCUCACGAUUUCUGCCGCUUCGAUGACGUUUGGGGAUGAAUUGUCGCCGAUCAAUGUGAGCGGAUUGGUGGUGACGAUUGCGAGCAUUGCGGCGUAUAAUUGGCUGAAAUACAGUAAGAUGCGGAAGGAGGCGAAGAGGGAGGCGCAUGAGAUUUUGGAGGCGGAGAGGUUUGGUGUUGAGGGGAGGGCGGAGAGGAGGGGUUUGGAUGAGGAGGAUGAGGAUGAGGCGUUUGCUAUUGGGAGGGAUAGUACGAGUACGACUGGAAGAUUGACGAGGGAUUCACUGAAUUUGGCGACGAAUCUGGACUCUGCUGGGACAGGAGCUUCUAGCGAUGGUCUGCAUAAUGGUGGGCUGGUGCAUAGUGCCUUGAAGAGUCCGACAAAGAGACCCGAGGAUUUACAAUGAUUGGGAAAAUGGUAAUGUACGAAUGGAUCUAUGUUCUGAACUGUCUACAAAGAGCUUCAUGUCUCUGCCCUACCUUGAUCUGAUAUCGCGCAUGUCUUAUGUCACGCGCUUCAUGGCUGGAGUAGGAGAAAGUGGUACACGUUGCAAGAGUUCUUACCUUCUCUCAAGCUGCUUGAAGUCAGUAGAAUGGAAUGAAGAGAACCCUGUGGUCAGUGUAAUCUGAUCGUAGUCCUGGCAAAAUCGACGUCGAACGCGAGAUGGACGACUCGGCUCGUUCGAAGACGC